UGACGUAGCCACGUCUAUCAACCAAUAGGAGUUCAGGAAUGGAAUUUUGCCGCUGAUUGUCAACAACAACAAGAAUUUUCUCCAGAAACAAAAAAUUUGGUCGAAAUUAAACUCGUUAAGGCCGGACUUUGAUGUUUUAAGUGUUUUAAAACAAAUAUCAGAUCUUCCAGAAGAAUGUCUGACGAACAAGUUGAGGAAAAACCUAACGUUCCUUUCAUUUUUAAGAAAGUUAACAGGAAAGCUGUCGCACGAAAGCGUCAAGACAGCGACGCUGAAAAAAGUGCGUCCAGUGCUGAAAGUGAUGGAAGCGGGGACGAAUCCCAAGUUGUGCGAAACCAAAAACGACGGAGACUCGGAAAUCCUCUUGUUCAAAGGUCGAACAUAGCCAAGGCCAAGACAAAGCAAAAAGUUGGCAAUGACUCCAGUACAAGCGAAAGUGAGGAAGAAAGCGUUGUUGGUGUUCAGUACAAAUCGAGAGGCGCUGCCACAAACGAAGGGCCAAAUGAUCAGGGAGCAACGGCAACUCUAGAGACGGAAACGGAUUUUUCCAAGGAUGCUCAGGCCAUUUACGAGAGAUCUCUUGCUGUGAAUAAAGAAUUGAAAGGAAAAGAAGAUGACAAAAUUUACCGAGGAAUGGCAAAUUACGCGCAGUACUAUGAAAAGAAAGACACGGCCCAAGGAAAUGCUGCCAGUGGAUCAGUUCGGAAAGGUCCGAUUCGAGCUCCUGCCAAUUUGAGAGCAACAGUGAGAUGGGACUACCAGCCUGACAUUUGCAAAGACUAUAAGGAGACUGGCUAUUGCGGCUUUGGAGACAGCUGCAAAUUCUUGCACGACCGCUCAGACUACAAGUUCGGCUGGCAAUUAGAGCGCGAGUCUGCUGAAGGUACUUACGGGGCAGAUGACGAAGAUGCGUCCAAGUAUGAAAUCCACUCCGACGAAGAGGAGUUGCCCUUCAAGUGCUGGAUUUGCAGGGAUUCUUUCAAAAAUCCAGUGGUUUCCAAGUGCAAACAUUACUUUUGUGAGAAGUGUUUCCUGGACAACUACAAGAAGUCUUCAAAGUGCGCCGUGUGCAACGCUCAGACUGGAGGAGUCUUCAAGCCGGCAAACGAAAUCAUUGAGAGAAUGGCCGGAGAACAAGGUCAGCAAGAAAAGGCUCAACAGAAAUCUGACGAAUCUGCUGAAGAUUCUGAUUGACAGAGGGACUGUGUUUUUCAGACGUAAUGAAAAAUACAAUUUCUACUGUUGGGGGUGUUCGAUUCCACGCACCGUGUAUCCAUAGCCAUAUUGGGGAGCAGCCUGAAAGUAAAAAAAUGUGACUCAAAAUCAUUUAAUUCUAAUGAUGAAAUCCAUUGGAAACUGGUCUAUGGUUUAAAAUUUAGAAAUCUCUUUCCAAAUUAAAAUUUGCACUUACAACAUUGACGGUGAAGAUUUGCUCGCGGAAGAUACGUGCCUCGGCAGGGGUCAGGGGAGGCAGAGGUGGCAGGUGCUGCUGGUAGGAGAUGGCGUUGGUGGCAGCAACUCCUGCGUGGUAGGCAAGGACCUCUCCUCUCUUGGUGGCGGGCAGCAGGUUCAUCUUGUGGUAGGGUGUUUCAGGGGCAGG
Neocloeon triangulifer is the source of this 1600-nucleotide messenger RNA. RefSeq names its product E3 ubiquitin-protein ligase RNF113A (gene mdlc). The record is from RefSeq and is a predicted model, not a curated record. Gene Ontology annotation, molecular function: metal ion binding. The coding region runs from base 175 to 1194 and encodes 339 amino acids. The transcript is spliced from 9 exons. Gene Ontology annotation, cellular component: U2-type spliceosomal complex. Lineage: Eukaryota; Metazoa; Arthropoda; Insecta; Ephemeroptera; Baetidae. Gene Ontology annotation, biological process: snoRNA splicing.